This is a messenger RNA of Poecilia reticulata (guppy), 2227 nucleotides long. Its product is annotated as sterol 26-hydroxylase, mitochondrial-like. The record is from RefSeq and is a predicted model, not a curated record. Lineage: Eukaryota; Metazoa; Chordata; Actinopteri; Cyprinodontiformes; Poeciliidae. Gene Ontology annotation, biological process: cellular response to peptide hormone stimulus; glucocorticoid biosynthetic process; C21-steroid hormone biosynthetic process. Gene Ontology annotation, molecular function: iron ion binding; oxidoreductase activity, acting on paired donors, with incorporation or reduction of molecular oxygen; heme binding. Gene Ontology annotation, cellular component: mitochondrial inner membrane.
CACACAAAGCCCCGAGUGUCAAAGCCAAGCAUCAGCCUCGAGGUAUCAGACAACAGGCAGCACCAUGGGCGGCUGCCGGGCUGCUGCAGCCGGGGCUCUCCGCCUSGCAGCGCACUGCACCCGGACCCAGAGGCCGCUGCAGCCGGGGGCCGGAACCGGAACCGGAGCUGGAGCCUCGGUCUGGGCCCGGAGGAGCCUGAGCGAACCUGCGGCCUUAGAGCCGCGGAGGAGGCUGAAGAGCGCCGCGGAGCUUCCGGGACCCAGUUGGUUCACCACCCUGUACUGGCUGUUCAUCAGGGGCUACGGAGCUAGAGGACACCUGCUACAGUGCCUCCAGAAGCGGCGGUACGGCCCCAUGUGGCGGUCCCGGUUCGGUCCGUUCCAGCUGGUGAACGUGGCRUCUCCGCGGCUCAUCGCCCAGGUGAUCCAGCAGGAGGGCCGGUACCCGGUCCGGGUCGAGCUGCCGCACUGGAAGGAGUACCGGGACCUGAGGGGGCAGGCGUACGGUCUGCAUGUGGAUUCUGGACCGGAGUGGCACCGGAUCCGCAGCGUCCUGAACCCCAAGAUGCUGCAACCCAAAGAGGUGUCGGCCUUCGCCCCUGUGGUCCAGUCCGUGGUGGACGACCUGCUGGCCCGGCUGGAGCUGCUGCGGCGCCGCAGCCCCGACGGCGCCACUGUGCCCGACCUGGCCGCCGAGCUCUACAAGUUUGGCUUUGAAGGCAUUUCUGCCGUCCUGUUUGAGACGCGGCUCGGAUGCCUGCAGGAGGAAAUCCCUGCCGACACGCAGCGCUUCAUCACUGCCGUCAACGACAUGCUGACGCUGUCCGACCUGGUGGUACUGCUGCCGCGCUGGAGCCGCAGGCUCCUCCCCUUCUGGAGACGCUUCGUCCAGUCCUGGGACGACCUCUACGGUGUAGCUCAGAAGCUGGUGGACCGGCGGAUGGCAGAGCUGGCGGCGCAGCCUGGCGGUGGCGAUGAGGGGAUGUACCUGACAUACCUGCUGUCGUCUGAUAGGCUGAGCAGAGCCGAGGUUUACAUCAGCGUGACGGAGCUGAUGCUGGGCGGCGUCGACACGACGUCCAACACUCUGUCCUGGGCUCUCUACCAUCUGGCCCGGGACCGACCCGCCCAGAACCGCCUGCAGGCCGAGGUGGACUCCGUUUGCCCCGACCGCCGGCCGCCCAGCACCCAGCAGCUGGGCAGGAUGCCCUAUCUGAGGGCCGUCGUCAAGGAGACGCUGCGCUUGUAUCCGGUGGUGCAUGGAAACGGACGGCUGGUGUCAGAGAACGAGGUGGUGGUGGACGAGUUCUGGUUCCCCAAGCAGGUAAGAGGAGGAAGAAGAGCUGCAUCUGUCUGUAUGUCCUCAUCCUGUCUGUCCUCAUCCUGUCCCGUCUGUCUCUCUGUCCCCCUGCAGACUCAGUUCCACCUGUGUCACUACGCUGCGUCCCACGAUGAGGAGGAGUUCGAGGCACCGGAGGAGUUCCUGCCGCAGCGCUGGCUGCAGCUGGAAUCUCCCAGCAGCCAUUGCGGCAGAGCCACACCCGGUUUCUACCGCCAUCAUCCCUACAGCUUCAUCCCGUUUGGAGUCGGAGUGAGAGCCUGUGUAGGCAAGAGGCUGGCAGAGAUGGAGAUGCACCUGGCUCUGUCCAGGCUGAUGCAGCACUACGACAUUCACCCUGAAGUUGGAUCUCCUCUCGUUGAGCCUAAAACCAGAACUCUUCUGAUCCCGUCCAGACCCAUCAACCUGCGCUUCCUGCCCAGAGCCUGAAGAGCCACCAGCAGGGGUUGAUGCCUCAUUCAGGGUUGGAUUCUUCACCACGUCCAGAGGAGACGCUUUAACCUAAACAUUUUUAUUAAUAUUCAGUUUAUUGAAGCUGAAGAUAAUUUUCUGCCUCUGUAUCGGUUUCUGUCCUCACCGCUUUUAAAGUCAGGCUUUGAUUAGGCAGUUUCUGUGCUCUGAGCUCCAGCUGCUGUGGAACAGAUGGCCCACAUCAUGAUACCUCCACCACCGGGCCUGACACCGUGUUGUAGUUCUGUCUGCUUUCUGACCUUUGACCUGCAGAUGGAGAAGAUCGGAGGGAGAGGAAGCUCAGUUUGGUUAGCAUUUAGCUUGCUGCAGCCUGACUGCGUUCUUCAUGUGUUUGAAUGUACCUGUGCCUUUCUGAAGUAUAUUUAUUGUUACAACAGGGAAAUGAUUUUACUGUAAAACCAUCUUUUAAAUUUUGAA